AACAGGAAAGAGAUCAUAAAUAGCAAAACAGAAAUUUUUCAGUGUGACUUAUGGUUUGUUCUUUUUACUUUUCUUCUUCCGAGUUCAAAACGCAGAGGUGCCCGUCUGUAUAGCGAAAGUAGAGGAGAAAUGGCUGCCGAAGUUGCUGACGAGACUUCAACAUUCUUCGUUGCCGUACACGUCGGCGCCGGAUAUCACGCGCCGUCGAAUGAGAAAGCUCUUCGUUCAGUCAUGAAACGGGCAUGCCUCGCCGCUGAUUCUGUUCUCCGAAAGGGUCCAGGUGGAUGUAUAGACGCUGUAACGGCCGCGAUUCAAGUCUUAGAGGAUGAUCCUAACACAAAUGCUGGUCGAGGUUCAAAUUUGACUGAAGAUGGUCAUGUUGAGUGUGAUGCCAGCAUCAUGGAUGGUGAUUCUGGCACAUUUGGUGCUGUAGGUGCAGUGCCAGGUGUGAGAAAUUCCAUUCAGAUUGCAGCUUUGUUGGUCAAGGAACAGAUGUCUGGUUCACCACUUCUGGGACGAAUAUCUCCAAUGUUUUUGGUUGGUGAAGGUGCUCGUACAUGGGCAAUGUCCAGGGGCAUUGUUUCUCCAUCAACUGUGUCAGAGGCUGAAGAGCUUGUUUUGUGGAGACAGUGGCUUGUGACUGAGAGGGCCAGAACCCAAUGGAAAAGGUACAAAGGGAUGCUUGAUGACGCCAAGGAUGUUAAUGAUGCUUCUGCCACUAAGAUGGCACACCCUAAGGAUUCUGGUACAGUAUCAGAUACUCCAGAAGUAGAUAAUCAAUCAAGAGGAAAUGGAGGAAGAAAUCAGAUCUCAAUCCUGGGUGCAUUAGACGAAGACUUUAUUUCUGACACAGUUGGAGUUAUCUGUGUCGAUACAGAAGGACAUAUAGCUUGUGGGUCCUCAAGUGGUGGUAUAGCUUUGAAGGUUGGUGGACGUGUGGGUCUAGCGGCAAUGUAUGGUUCUGGUUGUUGGGCGUCUUCAAAGGGACCUUUCGGCGCUCCUUUUAUAGUUGGAUGUUGUGUCAGUGGUUCUGGAGAGCACCUAAUGAGAGGAUUUGCUGCUCGGGAAUGCUGUGUUUCGUCAGCACUGUCUCAAGCUGGGCCAUCUUCUGCCUGUAAGAAAGUUUUACAGUCUGCUGUUCGGGAGAAUAGUCAGUGUGGCACUGAAAGUAGUGCUGGCUUCCUGCUAGUUCAAGCAGAAUCUCCUAGAAUGAUUGCGGGUGGUUUGGCUAGGAUGGAUGCUGUUGAGAUUGCAGCUGUUUAUUCAUCGUCUUCUUUUGGAAUAGGUUAUUUUGGCAGCUCAAUGGAGAGGCCCAAGGUUUCAGUGCUUAGGAGUACAAAGAAGCAUGGUAAAACUGCAAUAGGUGAGUUUGCAGCACGAGUCAGUCUUUCAGCCAAGAAAUUGUAGAGUUGCAGCCGUAAAACAGUAAAUGGCGAUAGGAAUGGUAACCUUCCUCUUCAAUGGCAUCAUCAUGUGGACUUGCUAUCGUAUCAUCUGAAUAGUGAGGACUAAAGUGCAUUAUCCUUAAAGUUGGGGAAUUUAUUUUAUCUGGAGUUUUUUUGCAUAAAAUAUCGGGGAAUUUGAUUUGUAUACUCCCAAAACCACAUUUUAGACAGAUAACCAAAGAUGUAAUUUACUUAAAUUGCACCAACUAGCUCCCUGAAAUCCAUUUAUAUGGAUCUCAUACACUUCUAAGCAUCAUUGAAGCUAGAGGAA
Molecule: messenger RNA, 1716 nt
Organism: Nicotiana attenuata
Lineage: Eukaryota; Viridiplantae; Streptophyta; Magnoliopsida; Solanales; Solanaceae
Product: putative threonine aspartase
Exons: 11
Coding region: 130-1407 (425 amino acids)
Biological process (GO): protein maturation
Molecular function (GO): threonine-type endopeptidase activity
Source: RefSeq, a predicted model, not a curated record